UGCCAGGGGGAAAUUGUGUGAUUUCUCGUGCAAAAUGUGUGGAAGGAUGCAUUCCCAACUGUUUACUCGGUUAAAUCAAGGACUGAAUCCAUUUUUAACAAUCGUCAGAAAUGCAUCAAAGAAAACGGGCGGUAGUUCGAGGAAUCCUCCCAAACAUCCGCGCCCAAAACACCGUGGCUGGAAGGUGCAGGAUGGCCAUCACGUAUCGGCUGGAACGAUCUUAGUAACACAGCGCACAACUCGAUUUCAUCCCGGACUGAAUGUCGGUUUCGGUAAAAAUGGAACGUUGUUUGCAAUGGAGCAUGGCAAAGUGUAUGUUAGCUGUGAAAAGAUUGAUCCAAACUGGGAUCACACGUGGAUACAGCGGUGUUACGCCGGCCGGGAAGGACAAACGAUUUACAAAAAGUUUUUCAACGUAGUACCCGAACCACAACAUCAACGAUUUAAACUGAUCGACGAAGUGUAAAUGAUUGCCCAGAGUAACUAGUAAAACAGCUCGAUCAAUAGUUCGGAUAAAUACAGUCACGUGUCGUGCACAUGCAUGAAUUUCGUUGAAGCGUUUGCAUUCAUUUGGUU
Anopheles moucheti is the source of this 576-nucleotide messenger RNA. It is a transcript of the gene mRpL27, whose product is annotated as 50S ribosomal protein L27. Gene Ontology annotation, biological process: translation. Gene Ontology annotation, molecular function: structural constituent of ribosome. The record is from RefSeq and is a predicted model, not a curated record. The transcript is spliced from 3 exons. Lineage: Eukaryota; Metazoa; Arthropoda; Insecta; Diptera; Culicidae. Gene Ontology annotation, cellular component: ribosome; mitochondrial large ribosomal subunit. Bases 35 to 466 code for a protein of 143 amino acids.